GAUUUUUGAAGUUCCGGGUGAAUUUAUACCGCAUAUAUCGGCCAAUCUGGGUUAUCUUAAUAAAAUUAAUAGAGCGUGUGUUUCUUAUAGCUGUGUAACUUUGUGCCUAAAAUAGAUAAAUUUGAGCGAAAACUUGAUCUAGCCCCAAUAUAACUAACAUCAGGUCUUUCGAACAUCCGGCUGACUCCAUGUGAUUGGUAAUUACAUGUGAAGUGCGUUAAUAAAUCUCAGAGAACAUUCUUUUAGUAUGUACAUGGUAAUAGUUAAUAGAUGAAAUCGGUCUGCACUACCCCAACUCCCAUAUACUACAUACAGCGAGUUCAAAAAGUGUUUACGUAUAGUAAAAAAUAGUGCAUGGCAGCUGAUCUUAAGAAAAAUUAACAUUCAAAUUAAAUUUUGUUUUACGAAAAGUAAAGUAUAUUUAGUCAAAAACUUUUUAACAUAAACAAGCACCUCAUUUAAUAAUCUCUUGUGGCUAUAGUAGAUGUAAAGUAAUACAAUGCAUGUGAACAUUAUUUGAGCUUAGAGGUAAAGUGGCGAUUGAAGUCCAAUAACUAAUAACUUGUGGGACUGCCUUUAGCUUUUAUAGAAAUAGGGAAAUUUAACAACAAUAAAAACAUCUUUCGCAAACGCAAGAGAACAGAAAACGACUCAUCCCCAUUGUGAAAACGCUCAUUUUUUGCGGAAAGCAGAACAUCCCACUUCGUGGGCAUAGAGAUGACGAAGAUAUUCGAAAAAAUAAAACGCCCGUGCAAAACGAACGGAAUUUCAGGGCUUUGCUGAGAUUCAGAAUCGAUUCAGGUGACACAACUCUGGAGCAUCACCUUGGGAGCACAUCUUCAAGAGCGACCUAUACCAGUAAAACGAUUCAGAAUCAACUAAUUGAAUGCUGCAGGGCAGAGAUAAUGGACAAAAUUUUGCAACGAGUGGCCGUGCUGAGUUUUACACGAUUGUUUUCGAUGAAUCUCCAGAUCUGUCGGGAAAAGCUCAGAUUAGCGUUGUACUCAGACACGUCGAUUUUUCUUCUGGCGAAGCAUGCAUACCAGAUGACUUUGUAUCUUUUUUGGACGCAUUCGGUCAACUCGCGGAGGGCACAGAAUCAGAAGAAAGCGAGGAUGAAGAUGGAUUAAUGGCUUACAGGACUGCUGGAAAAAAUGACCGAACCGAUGAAGAAUUGUCUCUAAGUGGAUCUGCCAUCGGGGGCAUUGUUCUUGGAGACAUGAAGAAAAUGAAUCCCCGAAUGGAGAAAUACGCUUGGAUAGGGACUGAAUAUUUGUGCGGUCAUGCUGUCAGAUAUCGGAGCAGUCAACGAAAUUCGGAAAAAAGCAAAAAAUGAUGCUCAACAACAGUAUUUCAAA
This is a messenger RNA of Bactrocera tryoni, 1358 nucleotides long. RefSeq lists its product as uncharacterized. Lineage: Eukaryota; Metazoa; Arthropoda; Insecta; Diptera; Tephritidae. The record is from RefSeq and is a predicted model, not a curated record. The coding region runs from base 887 to 1336 and encodes 149 amino acids. The transcript is spliced from 2 exons.